Molecule: messenger RNA, 957 nt
Organism: Gossypium raimondii (Peruvian cotton)
Lineage: Eukaryota; Viridiplantae; Streptophyta; Magnoliopsida; Malvales; Malvaceae
Product: receptor-like protein EIX2
Exons: 1
Coding region: 1-957 (318 amino acids)
Molecular function (GO): protein binding
Source: RefSeq, a predicted model, not a curated record
AUGUUUGGAGAAUUUUCAUCCACAAUGCAAAAUUUUCUAGAUUUGAUUAUGAUUGAUCUUAGUGAAAAUCAUUUCAGUAGAAGUGUACCAGCAUGGAUUGGUGAUAAGCUCUCAAACCUUGUGAUUCUAAGCCUUCGAUCAAAUAACUUUAAUGGACAUAUUCCUCAUAAAAUUUGUGAUCUUCAAUUUCUUCAAAACUUGGACCUUGCCCACAACAACAUUUCUGGGGUUAUUCCAAAAUGUUUUAAUAAUUUAAGUGCAAUGGCCACAACAAUCAAAAUCAAUAAUUUUGUUCUUGUGAAGUAUGUAGAUGCUGGCUUAGUUUUUUUGAAUGCAUUAUUGGUGUUGAAAGGACGAGAGGAUGAAUAUUGGAGCUCACUAGGACUUGUUACGAGCAUGGACAUUUCAGCUAACAGUCUCACAGGAGAGAUCCCCAAAGAAAUUGGUAGUCUCGUUGGACUAUUGUCUUUAAAUUUUUCAGGGAAUCUCCUAACAGGAAAUAUACCAGACAACAUUGGUAACAUGGAGUUAAUGGAAUCUCUUGAUGAUUUGUCCAUGAAUCAACUAAAUGGUGAAAUCCCUCCAAGUUUCUCCAAUUUGAAUUUCUUAAAUCACUUCAAUGUCUCCUACAACAACUUGACAGGACAAAUCCCAACAAGCACUCAGCUUCAAAGCUUUGAAAACUUGUCUUACGUGGGCAAUCAUCUUUGCAGACCUCCUCUCACUAAGAACUGCACCUCAAAAGGUAUUCCAAUUGACGUUGCAAAUAAUGGAAGUAGCAGGGAAGGAAGUAAAGUGAAUUGGCUUUAUGUCAGCAUUGUUCUCGGCUUUGUAAUGGGAUUUUGGGGUGUAGUGGCUCCCUUGUUUUUCAUCAGGUCUUGGAGGCUUGCAUACUAUCGAAAGUUGGACCAUGUUGGUCGAAAGUCGUAUGUGUCUUGGGCUACUAUGGAUAUGUAG